AUGGAGUUUCCAGUUGGAAUGAGGGUCCUUGCCGUGGAUGAAAACCCAAUCUGCCUUCGGAAACUCGAAAGCAUGCUGCUUCUCUGCAAGUAUCACGUGACAAAGACAACAGACUCUAAAGAAGCUCUGGAAAUGCUGAGAGAGAAGAACAACAUGUUUGAUCUGGUGAUAGCCGAUGCAGACUUGCCAGACACUGAUGGGUUUAGGUUGCUUGAAAUUGGUAUUGAAAUGGGUCUUCCUGUCAUCAUGUUGUCGCAGCCUAGCAGUAAGGAAAUCCUAAUGAAAGCUACUACACGUGGCGCGGUUGGUUAUCUGGCCAAGCCUGUAGGCCUCAGUGAGCUUCAGAAUAUAUUGCAACAUGUGGUGAAGAAGAAGAACAUUAACAAAGACGCUACAGCACAACAGCUCCCUCCUUGUGAAUCCCAUCCCGCCCCAAGCUACGUCAGGAAACGUUCACGUCGUGCGUUAUGGACAAUGGAACUCCACGAGAAGUUUGUCAAUGCUGUUGAGCAAUUGGGGCAUAGGGGUGUUCCAAAAAACAUACAGGCACUCAUGAAUGUAGAAGGUCUCACUAGGGAAAACGUAGCUUCCCAUUUGCAGAUAUACAGAUUGUGCAUGAGAAAGGUAGAGCAUCCGCAGAACCCAAUAAACUCACCAGAAGUCAACAAUGCUUAG
Messenger RNA from Microthlaspi erraticum, 675 nucleotides. The record is from the annotation of a GenBank genome assembly. Lineage: Eukaryota; Viridiplantae; Streptophyta; Magnoliopsida; Brassicales; Brassicaceae.